Messenger RNA from Prinia subflava (tawny-flanked prinia), 6253 nucleotides. RefSeq names its product unc-119 lipid binding chaperone (gene UNC119). Lineage: Eukaryota; Metazoa; Chordata; Aves; Passeriformes; Cisticolidae. Gene Ontology annotation, cellular component: centrosome; spindle pole; spindle midzone. Bases 76 to 696 code for a protein of 206 amino acids. The transcript is spliced from 5 exons. Gene Ontology annotation, biological process: nervous system development; mitotic cytokinesis; negative regulation of caveolin-mediated endocytosis. Gene Ontology annotation, molecular function: lipid binding. The record is from RefSeq and is a predicted model, not a curated record.
GGCGAUGCCCCUCCCGGUGCGGCGGCGCGCAGCGGGGCCGGGGCCGCUCACACCGGCGGCGGCGGCGGCGGGGCCAUGAAGGUGAAGAAGAGCGGCGGGGCCGGGGCGGCGGCGGCCAGGACCGAGGAGGAGCUGGGCCGAAAGGCGCUCAUCGGGCCCGACGACGUGCUGGGGCUGCAGCGGGUCACCAGCGAUUAUUUGUGCACUCCAGAGGAAAAUGUUUACAAGAUAGACUUCACCAGGUUCAAAAUCCGGGACAUGGAAUCUGGCACAGUCUUGUUUGAAAUCACCAAGCCAGCAGCUUCAGAGCGGGAGCACAACGACAGGAAGGACGUGGACCCCAACGCCGGACGCUUCGUGCGCUAUCAGUUCACCCCGGCCUUUCUCAGGCUGCGGCAAGUGGGAGCCACGGUGGAAUUCACGGUAGGGGACAAACCCAUUAACAAUUUCCGUAUGAUUGAGAGGCACUACUUCCGUGACCAGCUGCUGAAAAGUUUUGAUUUUGAGUUUGGCUUCUGCAUCCCCAGCAGUAAAAAUACCUGUGAGCACAUCUAUGAAUUCCCCCAGCUCUCAGAGGAUCUCAUUCGAGAGAUGAUCCUGCAUCCCUACGAGACACAGUCGGACAGUUUCUACUUUGUAGACAACAAGCUGGUGAUGCACAACAAGGCAGAUUAUUCCUACAGUGGAGGACCUUGAGCGUGGGCUGGACGGCCACGCCGGCCUCCCCUUCCCUCUGGAAGUCGUCAGGGAUCCCAACACCUCCAGCUCUGCUGCCUGCAACGUCACCUGGACAAGGACCCACCACCCAAGGACUCUUUUGCCACAGUAGGAGUUUCAUGACAUCUCUUUUGAGAUAUCUCUUUUGAGCUUUGGAGCAGACCCGGCUCUUCAGAAGUUUUUAAGCUAAAAUUGUCUUUGGAUACCGCUUCCCUAAGUCCUUCAAGUGUCUGCUUUGAAAAUGGUCUUGUGGGACCCGAGGGGUUUUGCCCUAAUUUUGUGAAGUUGUUUUCUUGCCCUCGAGUGUCUUUUAGGGCUGCUUUCCCAAAGAAUGUAAUCAGAGAAACCGUGGGAGUGGAUGGAUGCAAGGGCACAGGUUUGGGUGGCUGUUUCUCUUUGUCAGUGCUUCAAAGGCCAAUUUAACUUGUCCAGCCUGUUGAAAAUAUCGAGCAAAAACAUCUCACAAAGGCAAGUUUCAUCUUCAGAUCAGCUCUCUCCAUGAGUAUUUCAUCCUUCAGUUUUGAUCCUUCUUUGUAACGUUCUGUUUAACCUUGGAAACACCAAAACCUGCAAUGAGGAGCAGUAGCUCAGUGACAGAGCUGUGUUAAUUGGGUGUUUUUGCAUUUACGUUCCUUUUACAUUUCAGGUGAAGGUAAAAUGGCACUGUGGGUCUAUGAACCUCCAUAAGUACAUUCCAUUAAUUUCAUAUUUUUGCAGAAUAAUGGGAAAAACAUUUGCUUUAUUUAACAGUCAGCCUUUUCAUGCCACACAUUUCCCAUUUAUUUUCUUUCAUCUCUGCUCGAUACCAAGAUAAGGACUUCAGCACUGCUUGUUAGAGCAAUGUUUUAAUUGUCUAGGGCAGCUGGGGAGUGUGGAAUUUCCAAAUUUCUACUUGUAUCUGCAUUUAAAGGAGGUUAAGACAGCAUUUCCCCUUUGUUAAAAAUGUUUCUCAUCAGAUAUUAAUGCAGGUGAAACUAAAUCUAAUAAUCAACAGCUUUAACACACAGCAAAAAAAUUCAGCAAAAGUUCUCUCCUCAGACUCUGGAAAAAGUUUAACACCAAUUUAGCCCAAGAAAUAGCAACACCAAGAAUAAACUAGUUUGGAGUGACCUGUUGUCAUGAAACCCUUACUCUGAAGGUCAGUUCACUGAUCCUAAAACAAAAAAACAAAAAACCCAACAAAAAUAAAAGACAGUUGCAGUCUGUAGAUAUUUCUAUAAAUACUUGAUGUCUCCAUGUCUGUUUCUGUGAGUUGAAGUGGAACACUCUAUGUUAGCCUCUGAUAGGUGUAAUAAUUGUAAUAAUUUUUAUAAAAAUACCAUUUCCAGUCGUGAUGAGCGUCUCUGUAGUCGACUACAGCUACAAACAAUUCCAAGUGUAGCCUAAGGACAGGGAGGUUUUUGUGCUCUUGUUGGGGUUGUGGUCACUUUUCAGUGUGUCACCAUUUGUAUUUGGCUUGGCUUUUUUGACUGCUGAGAGAGGAGGCAGUGUUUUUUUUUAAAAAAACACAGUGAUUUUAGGUUACAGCACAGUUUUUAUUAAGCUUGGUAGCUACAACGGUGUGUCAAGUUCACUGAUUUUACACAAGUAGUAGCUUGUAAUAAUUCUUAGCACAGUGAGACUUGUAUUUAUCACUAUUUUUUGUCUCUAGUGUAUUAAAUCAUACAAGUAGCCUACAGCUGACUGAUCAGUUUGAGAGAUACAAAGGAUUUCCUCAUUAUUUGUGCAGCACUUUGAGCUACUGACCAUUAAUUUUAUAGCACAGUAAUUACUAAAGAUGAAAAUAGUUUCAAAAAUGUUUUCAUUCUUCCCCCAGCUUUUUUUUAAAUCAGGGCUGUUAAAUCAUAUAUCCAAUCACAUUUUGCAAGUUUUAAGUAUUUCUGGGUUUCAUUUCAAUUUGCAGGAGAAAAAAAAUAAUUUAAAGACAAAAUAGAGUGUACGUUUGUAGUUACCACUCUGUACAGGGGUUUUUGUGGGGUUAUUUUUCACCUGUUGUUUAUAACAGUCACUUCUGGGCAUAAGAUUUUUAAAAGACUUUUAGGGAUGGAAUUUGCCCAGAAUUUCCAGUCAUCUGUUUAAUCUGUUGUGAUGAGAUCAGUUGUACUUUGGUGUGGACUCUUGGGUCGUUUGAUGGAGUUUCCUCUGAGACAGUCAUGUUCUGCUCCUGUUUUAUGCUACCUCCUUUCAAGACUUAUUAAAAAAAGAGUAAUUCCAUAAAAAUUUUACUGUAAUCAAGGGAAAUUUGAAUGGUAGACAUGCCCCUUAUAAAAGAACCAGGAGAAAGUCACCAAUUUCCCAGGAGUGCAGAUGGAAUUUCUGACAUUUUUCUAGGAUAGGUUUGAGGUUAAACACAAGAGGAUGAAUUAUCAGCUGCUCCUCUCCUGAAAUACUUUAUAAUUCAGAUUCUAUAUUUAAUAAUUCCAGUCUCACAGAAAAUCUAGUGUGAAUCAUACGGGAGAUAUUACACUGAGUUUGCUGCUUAAUAUUUUAAGGAAUAUUUUAAGCCAGAAAUAAAGAUUGGACACUUUCAAUUUCAACCAAUUUUAGCUUUUCAGUCGGGACAAUUUUACUCUUAUUUAAAACCCCCAGAGUUUGCCACAAGUAACAAAUUCUGAUUCCCAAACCAAGGCAAACAACAGAACUUUCUGUGGGAAUUGUAAUGAAGGUGCUUUUUUCCUGUGUCCUGCUGAACAGUUAUCACUGUUCUCUCUCUGUUCCACUUGGGAACUCUUUGUUAGCAUUUCCCCAAGGCCAUCCACAUCCACAAUCUUCACAAACCCGUGGGAAUCACUGUCCAGGAGAGAGGUUCUGCUCCUUUCCCACCUGCUCAAGCAGCAGCAUCACACGUGGUGUUGAUAUGAGGCACAUAAACAGCAUUAAAAAAAUGUUACUUCAAAAAUUUUGGCUGUAGAGUUGCUGUUUUAGUGCCACUUCUGUCCUGGUUUUGCUUAAAAACCACCUUCAGAGUUUCAUGUUAAAGACAAAACUUUGUGCAGCACCCAAUAAUUUCAAUUUCUUUCUGAAAGGGAGCUGAGUUUGCUGCCCCGUUGUGAAAUCCACAUUUUUUCCCCUUAAAUUGGCAGCUGAUUCUUAUUAUAACCCAGUUGAGAACGAAGUCUUAGCAGUAUUUUUCACAGAAGAAUUUGUUAAUCUCCUUGACUAGCUAUUAUUUUGUAUUUUAACAUUCAUCAUUAUUGGGUUUACUUUGGAAGUUCAUUGCGAAAUGACCAAAUAUUGGCUCUGGGAUAAAGAGAAUUGUUGUAUUUUCUUCCUUGAUCCCAUUUUAAACGUGACUUUAAUUAGCACUGCAGCUCUGUUUUAACAAGCCAGCCUGGCAAUUUGGGAUCUGACUUUCUGAAAGUGAAAGAAAACAUCCAAGAUUAUCUGCUAAUAAUGCCUGGCUGUUUCCUGUCAUAAAACAGGAUUAAGUGUGUGCUUUACACAGUGACUUAAUCUUGGAAAAAGAAACUAAGUCUCCCUGAGUGCUAAUAGUGACAUAAUUUUUCUGUGAGACAGGGAAAUUACAGCUCAACACAUUCUUUCAGGGAAAUUAUAAUUUGACAUAUUUUUUCACUUUGUCAGCCUUGGAUUCCUUUAGUAGUCAGGGUUUUUAAGACAAGCACAUACAUUUGUGGUGAGCUGCACGCUCUAAUAACUCACACUUCCAUGGCAGGGAGAGAACCAGUUCUUUUUUAGAAUUAACACAUCAAGCUGUGGUUUGAAAAUCUAGAAACUUUGCUCUCAGUUCAGUGGCAAAAGCCAAAAUUGUUUCUGCGAAUUAUCCGUUAUGUGGUGACAUGUCUGAAAUAACUGAAUGAUCCACCCUUCCUGACUCAGAAGAAUUUAUUUAUUUUAUUUAUUUUAGGGUAGAAAGUCUCUCCAGGGUUGAAAACAAGCUGCUGGAGUUUAGUUCUUGCUCAUAAUCUCUCUCUAUGUCUUGGGUUUUUUUGAGCAGGUCGGUAAGAUGCUCUAUUUUCCACUUCUGUCCUCUUGAGUUUUAUUCCAAAAUCUUGUGUGGUGUCACAGUGGUGGCUGGCUGUGUGUGAAACAUGCAGGCUACCAACUUCCAAAUCCCUCCAGUUUGAGGAAAAAAACUGUUAAAGUAUAUUGAGAAUUAUCCUACAUAUCGACCCCUAAAAAAUAAACCCCAAUCUUCAUGACAAAAGUUAAGGGGAGCUCUUAGUCAUGGAAAGAUUUGGGCUAUUUAAGGUAAGAAAAUGCUAAUACCCAACUGUCAUGUUUAGUAAGUAUUAUAAAAAUGCUCUAUUAAUUAUUCAUAACCUGGAAAAGAUGGUUAACAGUUCAGUUUUAAUUAGAUCUGGUUAGGAAGGAAACCAUAGAAAUCAUUGCUGUCAUUUGGGGCUGCAGGGCAGCAGCUGGAACCUCAUGUAUGGCACAAAAUUUGGGCAGUUUUUUGUGCAUUGGGGGGGAAAAGUGAGGGAAAGGAGGACAAGGACAGAAAAAAGAAUUAAUUUCAGCUAUUUGGACCCAAGAGCUUCAAGGCCGUGGUGAGUGACUCAAUUUUCUCCUGGGUCUGAGGCAGCUGGGAGCUCCUGCCUAAAUUUAUAGAGGCUUUUUCGUGUUUAUGUGAAAUACCAUUGAGAGUGAAAUACCAUUGAGAGUUCAUAUCAUUUAAUCUACGUGGAAAUUCCUGAUUUAUUUGAGGGCUGUGGUGCUCCAGGUCUCACCUUGCAGCUCAGUUGUUCUCCCCAUUUCUGGUGAGUGGGUGAAAUGAUGUCUGUGUGUCUGCAGCCCCCCAAAACCCCCCGUGCUCCUGCCUGCUCUGGUGUCUGCUUGUAUCUUAAUACACCCAGCAAACCUGUUUGAAUGUGACUUUUUUUUUUUCUUGGCAUAGAAACAGAAUUGUCUGUAUUAAAAUGUAUUUAUAAAAAAAAUAUAUAUAUCUAUUUUUUGUGGAAGGAAAGUAGGAUUCUGGUUACUAUACCACUGGGAAAAUGUUAGGAGCAUUUUUACUGAGUUAAUUUCUAAUUCUUUGUACCUUGGUAGGGAUUUGUUUGCUAGGAGAACAUCCACUGUGGCCCAUCCUGCAAUGCACUGUCAUGCAGGUUUUCAGAAAACUGGGAGUCUUUUGUUUCCUUUUUGGGACAGAACUGAGGAAAUCACCAGGAAUAGAAGGAACCUUGGCAUGGAAUCCAUUCUGUGGCUUUGGCUUCAGCCUGUUUGACUUUUUGCAGAUUCAGUAGAGAGAAAAAAGAUUGAGACUUCAGGAUAAAAAAAAAAAUAGAUGCUACAAUUUAGUCUUCCUGUAGGAGAAGGAGAGUCCUUAAAUUAAUUUAUACAAGGUUUAAAUAGGGACUGCACUUGCUUCAAUUGAUUUAAUAUUGGCAGCUUAGUCAUUGAUGUGCAUCCUAGGGAAUAUGCUUAACUUUUUCCAUUACCUUGGAAAAUGGUUCAAAAACAUGUCACUUCCAUUAGCAAGUGUUUCUUCUCCUGUAACAAAUUGCAAAAUGUAAAAAAAAAAAAGAAAAAAAAGAAAUAAAUUAUUGAACCUAGAAACAAGGGUGAUUGUCUCUUU